AUGACUAAGAAAACCGACUCGGCAACGGAAAGUCUCAAGAAAUCAAAACAUAAGGAUGAAAAACGCAAAUCAAAGAAAGACAAGAGCUCAGGAGGCACUGAGAAGAGAGUCAAAAAGAAAAAAUUGGAAGUUAUAGAAAAAGUUGAAGAAGUGGCGAAAACGACAGACGCUGGAGAUCCAGUAGUUGAUCUGGGGAAACCGAAGAAGAGCAAAAGAUCGGGAGAUACUGAGAAAAAAAGCAAAAAGAAAAAGACAGAAAACGUUGAGAGCACAGAAGAGUUACAACCAGCAACUGAAUCGUUGCCAGUAGCUGAGUUGGAGGAAACAGAAGAGAAGGGUACGUCAUCAGGAGAUAUCGAAAAACUCGAAAAGAAAGAAUCCGAAGAAAUUGAAGUUAUCGAAGAGAAGAACAAACAAGAGGUCUCCGAAGAUGUAAACGAUGAAUCAAAAGCAAAUGGAUCUAAUGAGUCAAAGAAAACGAAGAAAACAAAGACUAAAGAGGGUGAUAAGCCGAAAAAAUUAAAAGCGUCUGAAAAACUUCAAGAUGCUGAAGUUUCGCCUACAAAACCAAAGUCUAACAAGCGAAAACGUGAAAACCCUUCAGAAGUUGAGAUAUCCGAUUCGGAGGAAGAAGUCACAAACGGAUUUGCCGAAGAGGACAAAUCUAAUAUCAAUGGAAAUGUAGAAAUUGGGGAAGUCGCAGAUAACACUGAUAAUGACGAUGAGAAGGUCGAGAGUCACUCUGCAGACGGUAAUUCAGCAAACGCCACUAUGAAAUCGGUAAUAUCUGAAGGCCAGCAUGGAAUUUGGAUUGGAAACCUAAAUUACCAAACUUCUGAAGAAAGCCUAAGAAGUUUUCUCAAUGAAUGUGGAGAAAUUACGCGAGUAAAGAUGCCAAAAAACUUUGAUCAGACGAAUAAAGGCUUUGCCUACGUGGACUUUUCGUCAGCAGAUGCUGUUAAAGCUGCAGUGGCGCUUAGCGAGGGAGUACUUGAAGGACGGAACUUGCUUAUUAAAGAUGCCAAUGAUCGGAGCGAUAGUACUGACAAGGGUGUAAUGCUGUUUGUUGGGAAUCUCCCGUGGGAAACUGAAGAAGCAGAUCUUCGAAACCAUUUUGGAGAUUGUGGAGAGAUUAUCAGUAUUCACAUGCCAGUGCACGCUGAUUCUGGGAAAUUCAAGGGUUUUGCACGUAUUAAAUUUGCGGACGCGUCUGCCAUCGAUAAUGCUUUGUCAGAUUACAAUAAGCAGUACUUCAAUGAUCGGAUGUUACGAUUAGAUCGCGCAUAUAACGCUAAUAACAGUAACCAUAAUAAUCAUAAUGGGGAUACAGGAUACAAGAAACAAUUAUCCGAACCCAGUUCUACUCUCUUUGUGGGUAAUUUACCAUUUAGCACGUCCGAAGACGAAUUAUAUAAUUUCUUUGGAGAAUCCGAGAAUGUCGUAGGAGUACGUCUUCCAACAUUCGAAGAUUCUGGGAAGAUCAAAGGAUUUGCGUACAUCGACUUUGAAGACAUAGCAGCUGCCGAAAGAGUGCUUAACGAUACUUCUAAACAUACACUCAACAACCGGCCAUUGAAAAUGGAUUACAGUCCUUCAGGGUCAAAGAACAGUCAUAAGGGCGGAAAUUACAAUAACGGUGGCUACCGAUCAACUCCGCGUAAACGUUCUCAAUACGGCAGCACCUUUGGAGGCGGUCGCGGAGGCGGCCGUGGAGAUGGUCGUGGAAGUGGUCGUGGAGGUGGUCGUGGAGGUGGUCGUGGAGGUGGUCGUGGAGGUGGUCGUGGAGGCGGCUACGGUCAAUCUUCGUUUGGCAGGGGUAGUCCGCGUGGGGCUGCUCGAGGUGUAAAUGCGAUUGCUUCCCGUGCCAAGGGUACGAUUGCAGAGUUUCAAGGGACUCGAAUGAAGUUUGACGAGUGA
This is a messenger RNA of Paraglomus occultum, 1917 nucleotides long. Lineage: Eukaryota; Fungi; Glomeromycota; Glomeromycetes; Paraglomerales; Paraglomeraceae. The record is from the annotation of a GenBank genome assembly.